AUGGGCACAGACAAUGCAACCCGUCACCAGGAUUUUCUCCUGCUGGGCUUUCCUGGGUCCCAGGUCCUUCAGCUAUCUCUCUUUAUGCUUUUUCUGGUAAUGUACAUUCUCACAGUGGGUGGGAACAUGGCUAUCUUGAUGCUGGUGAGUACCUCCCACCAGCUACAUACCCCGAUGUACUUCUUUCUGAGCAACCUUUCUUUCUUGGAGAUCUGGUAUACCACAGCUGCAGUCCCCAAAGCCCUGGCCAUCCUUCUGGGGAGAAGCCAAACCAUAACAUUCACUGGCUGCCUUUUGCAGAUGUACCUUGUUUUCUCAUUGGGCUGCACAGAGUACUUCCUCCUGGCAGCCAUGGCUUACGACCGCUAUCUGGCUAUCUGCUAUCCUCUACACUAUGGGGCCAUCAUGAGUAGCCUGCUCUCAGCACAGCUAGCCCUGGGAUCAUGGCUGUGCGGUUUUCUGGCCAUUUCAGUGCCCACAGCUCUCAUCAGCACCCUGUCCUUCUGUGGUUCCCGCACUAUCAACCACUUCUUCUGUGACAUUGCACCCUGGAUCACCCUGGCUUGCACCAGCACACAGGCCGUGGAACUCGUGGCCUUUGUGAUUGCUUUUGUGGUCAUCCUGAGUUCAUGCCUCAUCACCUUGGUCUCCUACAUCUAUAUCAUCAGCACAAUUCUCAGGAUCCCUUCGGCCAGCAGCAGGAGCAAAGCCUUCUCCACAUGCUCUUCACAUCUCACUGUGGUGCUCAUCUGGUAUGGGUCCACCAUCUUUCUUCAUGUCCGCCUCUCCAUCAAAGAGUCCUUGGACCUGACCAAAGCCAUUCAUGUCCUGAACACUGUGGUGACUCCAGUUCUAAAUCCCUUCAUCUACACUCUCCGUAAUAAAGAAGUAAGGGAAACUCUGCUGAAGAAGUGGAAGGGGAAUUAA
Molecule: messenger RNA, 927 nt
Organism: Nyctereutes procyonoides (raccoon dog)
Lineage: Eukaryota; Metazoa; Chordata; Mammalia; Carnivora; Canidae
Product: olfactory receptor 6F1
Exons: 1
Coding region: 1-927 (308 amino acids)
Biological process (GO): G protein-coupled receptor signaling pathway
Cellular component (GO): membrane
Molecular function (GO): olfactory receptor activity; G protein-coupled receptor activity
Source: RefSeq, a predicted model, not a curated record